AUGACAAAAAAUUUGUUUGUUGUAAUUGCUAUUUUAUCAUCAGCAAUAUUGCCAAUAUUCAUAGAGGCGCAAGGAUUUACAGGCUAUCCAGCAGUUGAUGUACCACCACCGAUGAAGGAAGAAUGGAAGCUCGACUUAUCUAAUGUUCCAAAUGCUCCAAUUGUUGCAAAAAAUAAAGUAGGCACGGAUUGUCCUGCCAAUGAUCCAUUUUGUAAUUGGAGUUGUACAAACUGCGUGAAUAAUAAGACUGAUUAUAUUCAAUGUCCUGAUAAAACUGUAUGGGGUAUUACUUAUGAUGAUGCAUUAACAACUCAAACAAAUGAAGAAAUUAUAGCUGAGAUAAAAUGGACUGAACAAAUCAUCAAACAAGUAACUGGCGCGACUCCUACCUUUAUGAGACCACCAUAUGGCGAUAUAGAUGACCGCGUUAGAUCUGUACUUACAUUACUAGGAUAUAAAGUUGUUAUAUGGGAUCUUGACACAGAUGAUUGGAAGUCAACAGAUCCAGGUUUUGUACCGGAGUCUAUUACUGCAAAAUUUACUGAAUGGGUAAAAGAUACAACUGCAACUACUGGUCAUAUUUCUUUGGAACAUGAUUUGUAUCCUAUAUCUAGUAAAAUGGCACUUCCAUCCCUUGAUAUUGUUUUGGGUGCUAAUUUUCAAGUAGAACAAGUGGCCAAGUGUAUAUCUGAAUCUCCAUAUCGUGAAUUUACUGGUUUUCCUGGUGAUAAUUCUACUAGCCCAUCUCCAGCAAUUAGUAGCACUUCUGCUAGUGUUGCUAUGACACCAACUACUUCUUUAAAUAACAAUGUUGCUAUAACAUCAGCGACACCAACAUCAUUCA
Molecule: messenger RNA, 844 nt
Organism: Entrophospora candida
Lineage: Eukaryota; Fungi; Glomeromycota; Glomeromycetes; Entrophosporales; Entrophosporaceae
Source: the annotation of a GenBank genome assembly